UAUGCAUAUGACCGCCGCUGGCCAAUCACGGUCGACUGGUGACGACUAAAAAACUGAAAACAAAUCUAUGAUCACAGAAUGUAUCGUUUGUGCUGCCUUGCAACUGUGAAAUCGUAACAUACGUAUUAUUUUCUAUAUAUUUAAUAUUCUUCAAAUCAGUGUAAUUUUUUGACCUCUACUUAAUUCAGCGUUUGAUUCAGCUGCGCGAAACUAAUAACGUGAACGUCGCAGGCUCGCACAGACGGUCGCAAAAUAACCGUUAAUUCUCUGACAUUACCGUUACUCCGGCAACUAAUUACGAUGUUUGAGGAGCGUUAACGUUAACCGUCCUUUCAGAUAUUCUGUCAGUUGUGUUAAUGACACCUGACAUCCAGCUCCACUAGGGCUAUGGGUGCCCUAGUGUGCUAGGACCAUGUUCAAAAAUGUUUUUGGCUCAGGGUUUCUGGUUAGAACAGCUCAUGUGAGUCUGACAUGGGUCAUAACGUUAAUACUCUUCCUACAUGACACAGAGCUGAGGAAGCAGGAGGAGACAGGCCAACUCGUACAGCCUGUGCUCUUCGUCUUGCUGGUGCUGGUGUCUGUGCUGCUCUACUUUGCAGUCUCUCUGAUGGACCCAGGCUUCAUCCUGUCUGAUGACAGCUAUUUGCAGUUUACACUGGGAGUGACUGAGGAGCAGCAGGACAUGAUCCUACCCACCACCAAAUCCUUGCGACAGCGACGCUGUGGCCACUGUCUGCUUCAGCAGCAGCCAAUGAGAUCAAAGCACUGCCAGACAUGUCAGCACUGUGUCCGGCGUUACGACCAUCACUGCCCGUGGAUUGAGAACUGUGUUGGUGAGAGGAACCACCGCUGGUUUGUACUCUACCUGGCUGUCCAGCUGCUAGUACUACUAUGGGGGCUGCACAUCGCCUGGACAGGUUUCAGCUACGCACCCACCUGGCAGCUGUGGCUGCGUACCAACGGUGUGCUGCUAGCCGUGGCUGUGCUGGUGGCCCUACUCUCGCUCAUCAUGUUGCUCCUGCUCAGCUCCCACCUCUACCUAGUAUCUCUCAACACCACCACAUGGGAGUUUAUGUCGCGGCACCGCAUAUCCUACCUCAAACACUGCGGCGCAGAUGAAAACCCCUUUGACCGUGGAACAUUUCACAACCUUUGGGGUUUCUUCUGCGUAUGGGGCACAGUGGUGUGGGAGCAGGUGUACUUCAGGGAGGGCAGCGACCAAGUUUAGGAAUGCACAGAUUUCUGUUUUUGGGAUCACACAGUUGACCACAUUGUUAGAGGAUGAACUCUAGGUAAACUGCAUAGUUUACCUACAAGGCACCUGUGCCAUUACUCUGCAGCAUUCCCCUAAUUCUUUUCCUCUCAAUGGAUUGCUUGCUUGUGUGCUUACUGUGUUGUUGCAAUCCGCAUUUCCCAUUUUUUCCUUGUCUUUGCAUGUUAUGGAUGUCAACAGAUUCAUUAGUGUUUUCUUCCCUUCAGAGUAAGGUUCCUGCUCCUAGUAACAGGUAACCAGCACAACAGCAUUUCUUUAUUCAUACAAUAACGACAUUGUAAAAUAUAAAUUUUCCCUUGAAACAGGAAUCAUCCACAUUGUCUGCAGCCAUUUUUACUGCACAGUCUUAUAGUGAAGUCAGUCGUGAAGCCCUGUUGACUCAUGCUUGGUCUUUGUUUACGCAGCCACGUCCCACCCACACUCCUGCCUCCUCCACUGAAUCCUUUAUGUGAGUAAAGAAAUAUUUGUUUUUGAUGCAUGUGUAGACAAUCAGGUCUGUGGUGGGUAUUGUUUCUUUGUUCCCUCACUGGAGUUGCAUCCUAAUUUUAGUUUUCAGUAUCGCGAGUUCAUUCUGUUCUAGUUACCUGUGGUAAAUUAUUUAUUCUGCACAGAGGUUUUACAGGGUGCACUUUUUGUCUCAAAAGUAGGAUAGCCUGAGAGAUCUUUGGGAAUUUUAACUGUGUAGUUCCAAGUAUUUUAUUCAACCCUGAUGUGCAGGGCAUGUUGACUUUAAAUGGAUGGCAUCUCAAGCUAUUUUAUAUUGUUUAUAGUAUUUUUUUUUAACUAUUGAACUAUUUGAACCAGAACAUUUCUUUAGACUUUUGUACGACUGUUUUAACAGAGUGACAGGAAGAAUACUGUGGAAACAUUAGCUUAGACUUAAAGCCCUUGGAGUGUAAUGCUUCAUUUAGUAAUUCUGUUUGAGCUUUUCCUGGUGCAAUAGUAACCUUGUAAGAGAGCAAUAAAUGUGGUGUUGAAUUUAAUGUACAACAGCUGUGUUGGACAAAAUGCAGACUGCCUUCAAUCAUUGUCAGUGAGCGCUCUGGUUCAUACAAAGUACCAUUUAAUCAACUUGUGUACUGAUCAUAUUAUAUGCAAUAUUUUUUACUACUUUGAAAAUACUGUAUUAAAAAUGAAUAAAUGUUUCAUGAAAAA
Messenger RNA from Acanthochromis polyacanthus (spiny chromis), 2428 nucleotides. It is a transcript of the gene zdhhc12b, whose product is annotated as zinc finger DHHC-type palmitoyltransferase 12b. Gene Ontology annotation, cellular component: endoplasmic reticulum; Golgi apparatus. NCBI's taxonomy places the organism in Eukaryota, Metazoa, Chordata, Actinopteri, Pomacentridae. Gene Ontology annotation, biological process: peptidyl-L-cysteine S-palmitoylation; protein targeting to membrane. Gene Ontology annotation, molecular function: protein-cysteine S-palmitoyltransferase activity. The record is from RefSeq and is a predicted model, not a curated record. The coding region runs from base 413 to 1228 and encodes 271 amino acids. The transcript has 5 exons.